AUGUUGGAAGUUUGUCGUGUUUUGUCUUAUGUGGUAUGCUUAACUGUUUCGUUUUCUGUUAUUUUCUGCGACAUGUUGGCAGAACUAGAAGAAUUAGACAAGUCAAGAGCAUGGCCACGUUUGUUUCAAGUAAGAUGUCCUUGUUUGUUUCUUAAUUUUCGCGAAAACUUGAGCAUCCACCAGUGUCUAAUGCUUACUCGCUUGCUAGUUAACUGAUUGCUGUUGUGUUUGUUGUUUCUCUAUCGUUCCUUUUUUAUUUUAUCCGAUCAAGCGACUUAAUUGGGAAGCUAGUCAGAAAGCUGGAGCUGUGACAGCGGCAAAACUUCCGGAAAACAGACAACUUAAUCGCUACAGAGAUGUUUUGCCAUGUAAGUACUUUUUACUACAGUGUAUGUCUGUGGUGAAAUAUAUUGGACCCUCCCUUUCUGAUCACCAUUUCUUUUCGUUAAAUUUGGUGUUUUAGUCCUCAUAAACUUCUCCUCUGCUUAAGAUAAUCAAAACCGUAGCUGCAGGAAGUUAUUGAAGUCUAACUGCAGCCUCAGUGAUUAUGUAGUCUAUGUAGCUAGAGAAAACAUUUUUGGUGCAACUUCUUGCAUUUCUUUCCUCAAACUGCUUUAUAAAACAUAAGGUAAUGACGUUGUGUUCUCACAGUUUAUAUUCUGGGUGGCAUAUACGGUUCAGUGCAAGUUCACAAGUUCAAAACAAACACAAACUUGACACAUAAUUGCAAACCAUUGUACUGAUGUUGAGCAAUGACUAGAAAAUAAUAGGAUGAUAAAAUGUAGGCACAACUGCUCUUUAUAAAGCAUAUCAUGGUCAUAGCUAUCUAAUGAAAAUUACACAUUUGAUCAUUUUUGUAAUAAACAGUAACACAUAGGCCUGUUGGAUGUCCUGACAACUGCAGUACUUACUUACUUACUUACAGUUUAAUCCUUGUAGUCUUACAACUAUACAGGAUGCUAAACGGAUGUCAAUUAAAAUACAUUUUACAGGAUAUCGUAGUACACACUUACAAAUUUACGUAAUAUAUUACUUUUGCUGUUUAUUUCACAUGACUGUGCUUCAUUUGUGUCUUUUUUCCCCCUCCCCCCUACGUGUGCCCAUUCCGAGGGUUGUCGAGACUAUUUUUGAUGAAGGCAGAAACCAGCUAAUUGAUGUAGAUAAACAUUUACCCAUGUAAUUAUGUAUAUUUUUGGAGGUAAAUUUACCCGACCUUAAAAGUCUACCAAGGGUUAAUUUACCGUGAAUGAUUGAUUAAGCACCACUACUCGAUUAAGCACCGCCCUUGAAUAAGUGUGGCACCUUUACUGAAGAUAAUUUAAUAAUUGCCGCUCUCGAAUAAGCGCUGCGGCGCUAAUUUGGGUAUUUUCAAAUUAACGCCCCAUCUUUGCUAUGGCACUUGAUAUCGCUUGAGAAAUAAGACCUUGACCAUCUCGUGAGUUCUAAAGUUUCAAUGUAGGGAAACUCUUGAAACCAGGUUCAUAUAACAGUUCGAGGUGUACAUAUUUUAUACUUUUAGUAUAAAAUUGUGCACACCAAGUAUGCACCUCACUUAAUUCUCUCUAUAUUCCCCUCAGUGUUUUACCCAUAGUUGAAAUAAGCGCUGCUCAUCAAUAAGCGUCAGUCACAAAUAAGUGCUGCACCUAUAACAGGGAAAAUGAAAUUAUUGCCGUGGUGCUUAAGCGAUCAUUAACAGUAGUAAAACUUUUACCAGCAUAAUUUACAAGUUUAGCUAUUGUUUUCAGACUUUAAAACAGUGGCUACACUUGUAAAUUACACUUGAACCCAGAUUUUUCUGUAUCUGGUUUAAGGUGUCAAAUGUUCUAUCAUCCCAUCAGCAAGGCCAUUUAUAAAGUGUAUCGUUUGUCAUGGUGAUAUAUUUCAAUUUUUUGUUUCAGAUGACCACAGUCGGAUCAUUUUAAAGGAGCAAUCUCCAGACUACAUCAAUGCCAACCUUGUCGAAGUAGGACUUACAAUAUUGAAAAUUCAAUUCUGUUAGUUUGUUACCACCUUUCUUUUCACAGUCAAGAUAUUUUCAGCUUUUCCUUCAAGUCAGUAGUUAACUUAGUUUGUAUUUACAGGUUCCAAGGUUAAACCAAUCCUAUAUUCUUACUCAGGUAAGUGAAAAUAUAACUAUCUAGAAAUAAGACAGAUAAUACACAUGGUUAAUUAACAAUUAAUGAAUUAGGCUGAGUAUCUUAUGAAGAAUUAUGGAGAUUGAGGCGGAUAACACCCUCUGAGAUCUCCAUAAUUCUUCAUAUGAUACGAAAGCCGAAUUCAAUAAUUGUUUUAUUAUUCAUUCAAAAUAAUUGCUAGUUUAAAAACAUAGCUAUAACAAGCUUACCUGCAUCAAUGUUAAGUUUAUCUUCGAUAGUUUACGUUUAGGUUUGUCCAGCUCCGCAAACAUUCUCCAAAUAGCAGAUGUCGCCCUCCGAGUUGUCUUCUUUCUGUUUUUGCUAUGUUUUUAGCCAUUAUUUCGCCUAGUUCCAUCUGUAUUUCUUACUCUUGAAGCGAGUGAAGUGUCCGCCAUUUUAGUUUUUACAGCGAAAACAACUCAGUCUCGUCCCCAGGUCUUCUCGGUUAAUGGUGCAUUAACCUGUAGAAGGCUGCAUUUUUGACUUCAUUUCCUCGUUAAACUCAAAAUUCUUCAAAAUUUGGUCAUCAGUAGCUGGUUAUGGUGAAUUAUGCGUGUGCUUUUAGCCAAUCAAAAUUGGGAAAAUAUUUUGAAUGAAUAAUAAUUUAAAUUAUCCUUACUCUUCUUAAAAGGGAGUGGGGAAUUUGCAUUGUAUACUCCAACUUCCUCCUUUGAGCUUUUACAACACCAAUUGAAAGAAAUAGUAGCAAAUGUCGGAGGAAAUAAAACAAAAAUUGCCUCUAGUAUGUUUUUGAAUGUAGGCAAUCUUGAGUCAAGGUGACAAACGUUGCAUUAAAACACAUCUUUGUCAACUGGCUUUGAACUAAAUUACAUUUAUUCUGUUUAUAUUGCAUUGAGGUAACUCCAUUAUGGAUAAGUGAUGGAUGGUUUAUUGACUGUUUUUAUUGUGGAUCCAGGGACCCUUACCGCAUACCGUAGAACACUUCUGGCAGAUGAUAUGGGAGCAAAAGAGUGCAGCUGUUGUAAUGUUGAACAAGGUGGUUGAGAAAAAUCAGGUUAGUUUGUGUACGGUACAGCUGAACAUGACACAAGUGCUAUAAUUACAGUUCAGAUUGCUAUCCUCCAUAAAAGACUAACUAAGUGUAGUUAGUGUUAGUAGAUCUAAUGGCACAUCAAACGAAAAGCAGACAAACCUUUAUUUGAAUUGCGUUUUGGCACGUGAUGAUUUCCAUCUCAAACGGUCGUAAAUAUUCUUCGCUCUGAUUGGCUUGCUUGCGGACUUAGUUUUUGUAGAGACUGGAUUAGAUUACACGUACAAUCUUAUUGGUCAAAACAGGGACUAAGUUCGUGAAAAAAUAAUCUCAAAUAUAUCUAGAGUCUCAUUGGUUGAUUCAGGGACUAAGAUGCUAGAGAUCACAAGUACAUUUUUAAAUGGAAUUGUGUUUGGAACAUUAUUGUUGGAAAAGGCUUGGAAAAAAAACAUUAAUUGUUUUAAAAAAAUAUCUUUUUUGAACAUACAUAUACUUACAGUAACUUGUAGCUUUCAUGUUCCAAGUUGACCAGGCAUACCGUUAUUGUGGUCAACUUGGGACACAAAAGCUGCAAGUUACUCUAUGUGGAUGAUGAAAACAAGAAUUAUUUUAAAAUAUAUGCUCACUUGUUCCUUAAUCAACCAUUCAUAUAAAUUCCUUUUUGCUAUAUUACAGAAAAAGUGUUUCCAGUAUUGGCCUUGUGGGGAAGUAUAUGGUCAUGUUGAUCAAAUGGAGUUUGGAAAUUUUAGAAUCUAUUACAUUCAGGAAAAAGGGGACGAGUUCUUUACUAUCAGAACACUGGAACUAGAAAGUGUGCUGGUGAGUCUUUGUGAGCUACAUUCUUUUAUAGGACAUAAUGAACACAGUGACCAAUGUUAAAUUUGCAUUAAACCAUCAAUGAAAUCUUAUUUUCUGACAGUUUGUAACUAGGACAAAAUUUAUUCCUUGAGAUAUUUACUGACAUUUUACCUUUCCAAUAAUUUAUUUAUUUAUUUGUUUAUUUAUUUAUUUAUUUAUUACCAUUUAAUUUCAUCUUACAAAAAAUUUAAUAAGAAAACAAGAGAUUAAUUCCAAAGGGAUUGUCUGUAAAAAAGGCCAAAGUCCCCUUUUACAAGCAGAUCACUUUGCUAUAAAAAAGUUCUAAAUAACAAGAUCAUUGCCGGUAAAAAAAAAACAGUUCUAAUUUUUAAUCAUUAGGCAUAACAAAUAUAAAAAAAAUAUCUUAAAAUAAGCUUAUAUUUAGGUUUAGGAUAAAAUUGACCAAUUCAGUUAGUAUUCUUUGAGAGGUUUGUCACACCAUGCUUCUGAGAUAGUAACAAAGCAUGUGGAACAUUAAGGAUGGCAGGAUGAGAAGCACUAUAACCUGUGAUAUGUAGUGUUGAGUGCUUCAUGUCAGAGCUGCUACCUGCUGUAUGUUGCUGAUGUUUUCCUUUCUUUUUUUUUAUAGUCAGGAGAGAAACGUGUCAUAUAUCACUUUCAUUAUUUUACCUGGCCAGACUUUGGAGUGCCAACAUCACCUGCUACUUUUCUAGCAUUCCUUUUUGAAGUGCGCAAGGCAGGAGUGUUAUCAUCAGAUGUAGGGCCUUGUGUAAUUCACUGCAGGUGUGUUAGAAGGACUCAGCUUUUUAUCACGUAAUCAGCAGUUGAACUCUGUUGAUCAUUUUUAAAUCAGGGUGCCCUGAUAAUUUUGAAAAAAAGUAAAAAUUGUCUAUUUUACUGUAGCCUCGGCAAAUAUUUUCCUGGCAUUUCCCUGAAUUUUCUGCACAGAGGUGUUUAUAAAUUUUAGAGGAAUAUAUCCCUAUAUAUUUUUUAAGAUCAGACAAAACAAGUUCUUUAAAACUAAGUCAGUCUUGUGAAUAUACUGUAGUGUGCAAAUUUAUGAUCUUGGAAAGUAGGCAAUAUAAAUCUAAGUGAAUAUUAUCUGUAAUUUUGGAAUGGAUAAAUGAAAUGACACUAGUAAAACUUAAAGCUGGUUUUGUACUGCACAUCUCUCACUGUGCAUAAUGAGAUGGCCGCCAUGAUAAAGAGCAUCUGAAGUAAUAUUAUUAAAGUGAAACGCUAUUGGAAUUUUCGCUUCGGUUGUUUCUUGGCAAGAUGAGACUGAAUGUGUUGGGAAUGUGCACAAAAUAAGCAGUAUGCGUGUUGCUGAGUUCGACUUCUUCUCGGAGAACUUCCAUAGUGGAUGUUAAACUUGUGCUAACUCACUUUGAUUUUUAUUUAAGCCCCAUCUUAAUCAGAUUGCAUCCUAACUGUGAUAUCUCAAUGUAAAUUCUCUAAAAACGGAUUUUUUGAUGUUUUUUUCUCCCUUCCACAUACAUCUCAUUUUGAAACCCGUCCCAAUCCUCUCUCAAAAAUCGGAGGAAAUGUGUUUCGUGCACACUUUCUACCGUAAAAACGAGUACGUUGACCCCCAUUUUUUAUUUCAUGAUUUUAAUAAGAACAGUGCUUCCUUUCAAUGAGAAAAAAUUUGGCAUGAAUCUGUGUAAAGUUUUUUGACAAUUUUACCGAAUUUUUUUUAUGUAUGGAUUGAGCUAUAAUGGGUCAAAUAGCUCGUGUCCAAAUUAAGUCUACUUUGGAGAGUAAAAUAAAAACAAGGGCAUUAAAAGGCAUUUUUCUGGUAUGUAGGUGGAUAAACAAUACGUUUAAGUCAAAUUCUGUGCGAUACCACAUGCAUCAUUGAAAAAACCUCUCCUUUUUGUCUAGUUUUGGGCUGUGCUUGGUUUUUGCCAAAGGGUAUAGCCGUAUUUGUCAACAUUGUGACAUCAGAACAAGGGCAGGGACCCCCACUUUUUAUUACAUUUUUCUCAUCUACUUGACAUGUUACAUCAGUGUACCAAGUGUCAUGUUUAAUCUACGCUAGGUUCUUUUACUAAGGAAUCACCUUAAAGCAGAUCUUUCCUGACUGAACUUUCAAGUGAAACCACUUUUAAUGUGGAUGGUACUGGGACUUGGAUGCACGACUACUGGUGCAGAGAGACGAUUCAACUUUGGCCACCAAGUUCUCAGAUCAUGUCCAUCCAGGAAAACCAUUAGAAUUUUCACAAUUUCUACUACACAAAGAUAACCUGUUUUUCUAACACAAACCAGCCAAAAAAGUACAACAAAAUUAUUCUCUCUGCUAAUGCCAGAUCAUUCGUGAAUAUGUUCAAGAAAACUGCACAAGGAAUUUAGUGGUGUCUACUUGUGCUGAGUCCAACAGGCAAUCAGAUCCUUUGCCAUUGUUCUAACAGCCAUUUGGUGUUGUGGCCAAAAUCAGAUCCCAGCAGCAGCACAAAAAUAGAAGACUUUGUUUCAAGCCCAAUUUUGGUGUGACAACAAAAUAGCUGAAAAUGUAUGAAAACUGCUUAAGUUGAGCCUGAUCUCAGUUUAGUCUGAAACUUAAUAGGUUCACCUGUCUAUAUGAUUGUAUUAAAUGUUUUUUCAUUUUGUUGCACUAACUGUUUAUCUUUACAUUUAGUGCUGGAAUUGGGAGGUCAGGAACAUUUGUCAUGGUGGACUCCAUUUUAAAGGAGGUAGCUAUAGAUAAUAUUAAGUUUUUGCAUCAUUGGAAAUUUAAAAUGUUAUUAUACAAAAAUGCUUUCUCUAUCAGAUUUUUGUUUCUAGCUUUUAAAGGAAAGCACAAUGUGACUUGCAGACAGAGUCAAGUUUACCAUUGUCCUUAAAGUUGAUUAAGUAAUUAAAAUUAGUUAAUUAAUUAAUUAGCAACAGGAUGAUGGUGAGGAGGAGGAUUUGGUUAACUUAAAUAAGAGCAAUUCCAAACUUUCUAAUCUUAUUGAAUAUAUAUACCUGCAAUUCUGUGCAUUUGUUGGGCAGAUUGAAUAUGCAGAAGAUAUGGAUCAGAUCAGCAUCACUGAUGUGUUGUUAGAAGUGCGUCAGUACAGAGCAGGUCUUAUCCAAACACCAGAUCAGCUGCGCUUUACAUAUCUGGCAAUUCUAGAGGGUGCAAGGGUUCUGAUGCCUGAAAUAUUUAAGAGAGCUGUGAAUCGCCACUUACAGAGCAGUGCCGCUGGUAUGUUUUAAUAGUCAUUAUGAAAUUGUAAAUGUGGUCUUUCUCUUUGCAAGUUGGUUAGAACAUCAGAUUGUAAAAUGAUUUAUGUUGAAUGAUUCAUUUUCCAUCUCCAAUUUACUUUGGCUGAUCAGUGAAAACCAAAAAAUUAUGAAAAUUUUAAGAGAGUUUUUCUUGUGUAAGCAUGAUAAGUAUUUAUCCAGAAGUUUAUGGCCAUGAGCUGGUUGAAUCAUUUACUUUGUUUUUAGGGGAAAAUGAAAGUCAUGAAGAGACUGUAGAGCAGAACAGUCGAGCAUCUAUAAACCAAGAGGAUUCUGGAGAGGAGACGCCUCCUCCCUUGCCACCACGUCGCAGGCUUGAGGCUGCUGCUGCAGAUGAACCAGAAACAAAGAGAAGCCGUCCAGUUGAGCAUGGUAUGUCAAAAACUGUGGCAUCCACCCAGAAAAUGGACAAACGCAAGAACAAGUCACAAAGUUUAUUCCAUUACUUGAAAAGAAAGAGGAAGAUGAAGGCAGAUAGUAAAGCUGAUAGACAGAUGACCAGAAAUUGUCAGGGUAGUUGUUGAAAUAUUCAAUUAUAAAUGUGCAGCUGAUGAAAACAAUCAGCUAAAUAUAUCAAUAUUAUUUUAUAUUACCAGUAAUUAGAAAAAAUAUAUAUAUAUUUGUAAUGUACACUAGUAUAAAUUAUGAUGAUUGCUUCACAAAAAGCAUGAAACUGUGAGUAGCAAUUAAUGUUCAAGACCAUUGGCUCUGCUCCAACAGUCUAUUUUUUAUGGUCCCCAACAUGAUCAAUGGCAAUUGGCCUCCCACUCUAGGGUGAGUCUGUCCAUUAGCUAACUAACCAUUUGUCAUUGACUGUGACAGGCAAACCAGACACUAAUGGAAAACCAUAUGAACAGCAAAAAAUAUUUAAUGAAAUGGUGAAAGGUUAACAAACCGUUUUCAAGACAUUGGGAUAAUAAUUACUGUUUGGCUGACUGUUUGAACAGAGUGACUCACUCUCUGAACUGUUUGGUUACUGAACUGCUCAAAUGGUUCAGUCAGCCAUUCAAACAGAUGAGUAAAACAUUCAAACAUAUUGCAAAUGCUGCCUAUCAGAACUGAUGGAUGUUUGGAAGUGUUCAAAUUGACAAUUAACAGUUAUCCCCUUGAAACAGAUAUUUAGCCUUUCAUGGUCAUGCUCACCAUAAUAAUAAUAAUAAUAAUAAUAAUAAUAAUAAUAAUAAUAAUAAUAAUAAUAAUAAUAGUGAUAAUGAUAAUAAUGAUGAUAAUGAUGUAUUAUAACAAUGAUAAUAAUAAUAAUAUUAAUUGCUUACCUGAGACAAAUUAACAUAAUUAUUAUUAUGCAUGUGACUGGACAAUUAAUUGGCAUUAGUUUUGCCACAAGUGUCUCGGCAGAUAGAUUGUGCAGGCACAGGUUCUGGAAAAAUCCCAUUAGAAAUAAUAUUUUGUAACUCUAUUUUUUACCCACACUUGCUACUGACAUCUUUCUCAUUUCUCUUCUGAGCUCAAAAUGUGCAAGGCUGUCUUCCACAGAGACUCCACUUGUGCAACAUUUAUAGCUUUGGGUCUGGUUAGUUUCAGAGAUGUUUAUCAAAAUCCUGCAUAAUUUUUGCAGUGCUGCACACCCUGACAUUUUGCAUCUUUAGAUUAUCUACUUAAGUUAAAGAAACUGAGUUAUUUUCCUUGUGUCCAUAUUAGUGCACCAUUGUCUAUUAUGGGAUAUUUAUCUCCUCAAAAUAUGCUGGAGCUUGUUAACAAAACUAACAUCAGUUUUGCUUAAAUAAGGCUUGGUCAGCCAUGCUUUUUUACAUAUUAAAUUUAUAGCUUCUGAGUGCAGAUGAUCAAUACUUAAAGCUAAUUACAGUUUGUUGUGGGUAAUGUUACAGAGCCAGAACCUGAAAAAGAAGUAUUUUCAGACAGCAGUGAUGGUUCAGAUGAAAUCAUUGACUUAUCUUCGAUAUCAGACUCAGAACCUGAAGAAGAGUCUGUCAAGGUCAAUGAAGAAGAUGUUGACAGUAAACUUGAGGAGCCUGCAGCCCAUGAACCUAGCAGUAAAGAGCUUGAGGUAACAUAGCGGUACUCAGUACUUACAUGUUUAGUUUUUGGGAUUCAUGUUGGCCAAGUGGUUAACUCAUGGUCAAACUAAGGACCGGUAGAUCUGAGUUUGAUCCUUGCAAGUUUGUUGUUUCCUUUUACAUACAAGAAUUUCUGUUGCAAUUUAUCCCUGUUUGCCACAGUAUACAAAUCAAUGGGAACCAGGAUAAUACUAGUACUCUAAUUGGACUAAGUCCUGGGAAAAGAUCAGGCUAUUAGUGAAGCAAGCUGGUCAUUGGCUUGUUGUGCAACUUAACCACUAAAUCAUUUCCCCUUUGUUGUUAAAAGACGUGACUAAAUGAUGUUGGUUGGAAUAUGAAAGUGAAAGAGACCUUUAGAUUCAAGAACGAGGAUGGCUACAAGGACAAAACAAGACUUAAUUUUUUUGCCUAAUUCUCCAAAAAUAGGCACCCGAGAAAGAUUUAUUUUACUGUUUUCCCUAGAAAAAUUAAAACUAUUUAUUUUUAUUGCAGGAGGUUAAGCCCUGCUCUAGGUUGCCAAAUGAUAAAACUUUUAACAUUUGAAAACUUGUUUCCAUCACUAUGACAUUUCGCUAAAACCUGUAGUAGAAUAACAGCGGCAGUCUCCUUUUCCUUCAAAGAAAGAAAAGGGAAGCUAAGAGUUGUAAUAUUAUGGUAUUUAAAAUUAAUGGCUGAUGCAGGUAUUUAAUCCGCUGACCCCUUUAACUAUGCAGCUUCUUUUUUCCUAGAAAGAAAAUGAAGGAGAAAAGUCACUUCAACAAACAGAUCAGACUGAAAAAGAUAAACAGCAAGAUGAUGAAGGACUUCAACAGACAGAGCAGGCAUUUCAAGAAACAGAAACAAAUGAAGUUUUACAGCAUUCAGAUGAAGGGGAAACAAAGGAAAAAGACAGGUGAUUAAAGAAAAUGCUGUCUGUAAUUUUUUUUAGAAAAUUUGCUGUUGUGUUAACUCGAUUUUAGUGGAAUAUAUGGACUCAGCUUUCACAUGUUCUCCUUACCCCCCCUUUUGUUUAUCGCAUGUUUGCCUUAUAUUGACACUUUUCUGCAAACAUCUGGAAAAGGUUUGCCUGAACAUUGAAACUGAGGACUGACUCAGUUUGUUAGUGUACAUGUGAUAGGUUAUGAGCUCAAUUCCCAGUCCUGACCUUAUAUACUUUUUUGACUUCUUUUCUUUCUGUGUAACUUCAAGUAACAUUAAAUACCUGUAAAACUGAGCAGUGAUGGAGUCUGUGUUGCAGACGUAGUCUUACCCUGGUUUAUAACAUCCAUGUAGCAGCACCAAGAUCCUUAUUCUGAGUCCUUGGUGGAGUCAAUAAAAUACUGAAAGUGUGUUUCAAAUUUCCCUUCAACCUGAUUGGCAAAUGGACAAGGUUUUUUUAACAGGCCAAUCAUGGGGCAUACUCAAAUCCUGGUACGCAGGUGGGGGCCAGAACAAGGAUAUUGGCAUUGUUUCAUAGACAGACCUAACCAUAGGUUUAGUUUUGUCUGUGGCGCAGGUUUAUGGAGAGAGGAAAUAAAAUAAGUGCAGUGUCAGCCUCAAGGCUCUUAGUCAGAUAAUGACUAUUUUGAGGUACCAGGAUAGAAUAAGCUCUCUUUACCUUUACUUAAAUAAAGACAAGAAUCUUUGUAUUGCCCUCUUAACAGUGCAACAGAACUACGCAGACGAAAGAGGGAAGAAAGAAAGCAAAAAAUAACAGGCCUUGUAGAAAAUAUAAAGAAAAAUGUGAAACGAGAGGAAGAUGCAAAGGUUUGGAAAUCAAGACUGAAGAGGACUUUGAUUGCUGUGGCAGUGUGUUCAAUGGUGUAUGUUACAUUUAAAUACUUGACUUCUUGAUCAUCAGAGUACCUUGAGUGAAGUCAUGUUGCCAGUUCAGAGCCAAAUUCAACUGAACAGUAAUUUUUAUAUACAAUAAGUUGAGCCCUGCCCACAAUAGACAAUGCAGUUCCGUGGAAUAAUUCUUUAUUACAAAGAUCACAGUAUGAUUAUUGAAACAAACACUUUUUAGCAAUAUGUUACUUCAGAGUUCCACAGUCCAGGACUCAUGACUUCUCACAUGUACAUUUUUGUAUAUCUGGAAAUCAAUUCAGAUUCAAUUUUAAAGCUGUUCCUGUUUUUACUAUUAAUUAGUAUAAAUUUGUACAGAUUUGAAGGUGUUGUUAAAAGGAAUAUUUAAAUCAUCAAUUAUGCAUGUUUUGAGCAAAAAUGUUUAAGUUUUGGGUUGUUGAUGCCAGAGUUUGGUAGAUUUUCUGAAGUUUCUUUGCUAACACAACGUCCUGACUUAUGAGAAGGAAAGUCAACUUGUGCUAAGUUCAAGGAACUGGUGGAACAUGAGGUUAUGAUGUUCAUAGCAAAACAAGUUACCUUUAUUUUUAUACUGUUUUAAAUAACACUUUGUGUCUCAAUAAAGGUGCAAGAUGAUUUUGUUUUAAAUCUUCUCUUUU
Messenger RNA from Porites evermanni, 11650 nucleotides. NCBI's taxonomy places the organism in Eukaryota, Metazoa, Cnidaria, Anthozoa, Scleractinia, Poritidae. The record is from the annotation of a GenBank genome assembly.